Molecule: messenger RNA, 2413 nt
Organism: Solanum pennellii
Lineage: Eukaryota; Viridiplantae; Streptophyta; Magnoliopsida; Solanales; Solanaceae
Product: 1-acyl-sn-glycerol-3-phosphate acyltransferase 2-like
Exons: 10
Coding region: 498-1448 (316 amino acids)
Cellular component (GO): endomembrane system
Molecular function (GO): 1-acylglycerol-3-phosphate O-acyltransferase activity
Source: RefSeq, a predicted model, not a curated record
AUGUUAUUUCGAUAUGUUUAUCAGUGAGUUCAUUUGUUAAUAUGCACAAUAACAACAUACAUUAUGUAAUUCCACAAUGGGGCUUGGGGAGGAUAGAAUGUACACAGACGUUAUCCAUAUCUUUGUGGUGUAGAGGAGCUGUUUCCGAAUGUAAAUGUAAAAAGUUACAGUCUUGGCAUGUAAACCAAUUGCCCAAAUAACUAGAAGCUUCGUUCUUUAACAUUAUUGGCCUGUCCUACUGGAUUUUUACUCAUUGUGUAGCAUUUGAUAUGAAAGUUAUAGUGAAAUUUGAUAUUACAAAUCAAGAACCUUUACUAGAUGGGAAUGAGGACUUGAAUUAUGGAUAAGGAUUUGCUAAGAUAGUUUCUUUUUCUGUUCCAUGCUGCUAUGAUGAUUAUUUUCUCAAUAAUUCGCGAUCCCAAAAAAGUAUAGGAGAACAACAAGAGAUAUUAAAAUUGAAGCUAAGCAAGCAUGACAGUGUUGUGAAGGUUACCAAUAUGCAGAUUAAACUGUACAUGGACCCAGAGACUUUUAGAUUAAUGGGUAAAGAACAUGCCUUGCUGAUAGCAAAUCACAGAAGUGACAUUGAUUGGCUUGUUGGGUGGGUCUUAGCUCAGCGAUCCAGUUGCCUUGGUAGCGCAUUAGCUGUUAUGAAGAAAUCUUCAAAAUUCCUUCCUGUACUUGGUUGGUCAAUGUGGUUUUCCGAGUACCUAUUCCUUGAAAGAAGCUGGGCCAAGGAUGAAAACACGAUAAAGUCAGGUCUUCAACGACUACGAGAUUACCCUCAACCUUUCUGGCUGGCACUUUUCGUUGAAGGCACUCGCUUUACACAGGCCAAGCUUUUGGCUGCUCAAGAAUAUGCAACCUCAGCAGGGCUACCUGUUCCGAAAAAUGUGUUAAUUCCUCGUACCAAGGGAUUUGUCGCAGCAGUCAGUCAUAUGCGCUCAUUUGUUCCAGCUAUUUAUGAUGUUACAUUUGCCAUGCCUAAAAGCUCACCAGCGCCAACAAUGUUGCGUAUCUUCAAGGGUCAAUCUUCUGUGGUUCAUGUGCACAUCAAACGCCAUGAGAUGAAAGAUCUACCAGAAAAUGAUGAAGCCACUGCUCAAUGGUGUAGAGAUAUCUUUCUAGCAAAGGACAAACUGCUGGACAAACAUAUUGCUGAAGACACCUUCGGAGAACAACAGCUGCAGAAUGUUGGCCGCCCAGUGAAAUCCUUCCUGGUUAUUGCAUCUUGGGCAUGUAUUGUCUUAUUUGGUGCUAUAAAAUUCAUACACUCAACAGCAUUACUGUCUUCAUGGAAGGGUGUUGCAAUUUCAGCUGCACUGUUGGCUGUUGUUACACUACUUAUGCAAAUCUUGAUUAGAUUUUCUCAGUCAGAACGCUCAACACAAGCCAAGCCAAGUACUGUUAAUCAGCAUUCAACAAAUGGACAACAAAAACAACACUAACACACAUUUCUUCACAUCUGAAACAGAGAUUACACCUGCAAAUUUAUAGCAUUUUAGUCCUUCAUCAGAAACAGAUUAUGCAGAGCAAGUUACACGUUCCAUUUCAAAUAGUUAAAAGGGUAAAUCUAUCGUAAUAUUAGCCUUAUGCAUGUAGUUUCUUACUUUUGAUAUUUAUAGUCUAUUCUGUUUCAGUUACAGCGUUAAUUUUUUUGUUACUAUACUCUAUACUGUUUUCCUUAAUAAUAAUAAUAAUAGACAUGUUCUCUACUCUGUUGUGUUUCUUACUUCGAUAACUAUUUUGAUUUGCUAUACUCGUAAAAUUUUUAACAGAUAAUUGAUAAAUAAGUUUAUUUCAAUUACAAAGAAUGAAAAUUUUAUAGAAUUAAAUCAAGGAAUAGUAAUUAAAUUCAAGCAUGAAAGCAUCUCAGAAAUUCACAAUCGUCUUCAAAUUCAAUGCUUCAACAAAGCGACGAGAGAGAUGAGCAAAGACAUUCCAAUAACAGCACCAGAAACUGGCAAAGAGAAUCCAGCUCCGGCAUUCGGCGACGGAGCCGGUGACAUUUCAGGCACUUGUGCAGAGACAGCGAUGGCGGCGAAAAUCACAGCGAGGACGAAAGUCAUGAAGAUGCUAACUUGCGCCAUUUUCGAUUAAUCUAACAAAAUACAGAAUUAAGCUGAAUCAGAGGAAUUUUUUAAUUGCUGUUGGAGAUUUAUGGAAGGAGUGAAGAGUAUUUAUAGGUAGUGAAUCGAGGAAAAUGAGGGCGGAGAAGCGGACACGUUGUUGAAAGAGUCCAACUCAGAUCAGUGUUGGACGGCGGCGGACGGUGGUGCUAAUGAUUGGAGGAGAUCGUGGGCGGUGGCUGAUUAGGUUCUGUUUGGCACAUGGUUGUUGACCUAUUCAUGUUCUAUGCUGAAUAAUGUCAUUGAGCCAUUUGGUUCACUUAAUAAUUAAUUAUUUACACAUA